This is a messenger RNA of Naumovozyma castellii, 648 nucleotides long. RefSeq lists its product as uncharacterized. The coding region runs from base 1 to 648 and encodes 215 amino acids. NCBI's taxonomy places the organism in Eukaryota, Fungi, Ascomycota, Saccharomycetes, Saccharomycetales, Saccharomycetaceae. The record is from RefSeq and is a predicted model, not a curated record. The transcript has a single exon.
AUGGACCAUCUGAGAUCUUUAGAAUCAAGUUUGCCUCCUGAGCAACCACCCACAGAUAAUGCUAUUGAAGGACUAGGAAAUGAUCUUUCCCAGGAAUUCAAGAUUGCAGCUAAUGCCGUAACCAAAUUGUACAGGAUUGCCAAUGAGAAAAAUUCGUUGGUAAAACAUCAAGGUUACUUACAAUGUCUAGAUAAUAUUAUUGAACAGAUAGACAGUGGAGACGUAUCAGACAUACAGGAACUACGACAUUGGUGUGCUAAACAACGAGCUGAUAGGUUGUUAUCAAAGCAGAACAAUCACACAACAACUGUGACAUCAACGCAACCUAGGAAUGAUACCAUUAACCAAACGAUCGCGGCAUCCAAUUCAAAUCUAUCUAAUAUCGAUGUUCGAUCCAUAAAUGUUCCAAAAUUUAACUUAUCUAUGCCGCCAAUGAGUAUUGAACAUUCUUGGGAUCAGAACAACCGAACCAGGUUGAAGAAAAAGUUGAUGACUGACCGUUCCAGUUUUAACUCUAAUUUAACGACCAAUUACCUUCCUGAAAUGGAUAAAGUGGACUCUAAACUAGGUGUUCGAUCCGAUGAACAAAAGAAUCUGGACUCGUUCGGUGUAUCUCCAGCAUUGAAGAAACAAAAGUUUUCGGAAUAA